ACGGUGAUCAGGUUAGUGUGCGCCGCGGGUGCUGGGGGCUCGAGAACCGAGCGGAGCUGGUUGAGCCUUCAAAGUCCUAAAACGCGCGGCCGUGGGUUCGGGGUUUAUUGAUUGAAUUCCGCCGGCGCGGGAGCCUCUGCAGAGAGAGAGCGCGAGAGAUGGACAUGGACAAACGGAUUCAUUUAGAGCUGCGGAACAGGACGCCCUCUGAUGUGAAAGAGCUUGUCCUGGACAACUGUCGGUCAAAUGAAGGCAAAAUCGAAGGCCUCACAGAUGAAUUUGAAGAACUGGAGUUCUUGAGUACAAUCAACGUAGGCCUCACCUCAGUCGCAAACUUACCAAAGUUAAACAAACUUAAGAAGCUUGAACUAAGCGAUAACAGAAUCUCAGGGGGCCUGGAAGUAUUGGCAGAAAAGUGUCCGAACCUCACGCAUCUAAAUUUAAGUGGCAACAAAAUUAAAGACCUCAGCACAAUAGAGCCACUGAAAAAGUUAGAAAACCUCAAGAGCUUAGACCUUUUCAAUUGCGAGGUGACCAACCUGAACGACUACCGAGAAAACGUGUUCAAGCUCCUUCCUCAGCUCACGUAUCUCGAUGGCUACGAUCGGGACGACAAGGAGGCCCCCGACUCGGACGCCGAGGGCUACGUGGAGGGCCUGGAGGAUGACGAGGAGGAUGAGGAUGAGGAAGAGUACGAUGAAGAUGCUCAGGUAGUGGAAGAUGAGGAGGACGAGGAGGAGGAGGAGGAAGGUGAAGAGGAGGAUGUGAGUGGAGAGGAAGAGGAGGAUGAGGAAGGUUAUAACGAUGGGGAAGUAGACGAUGAGGAAGAUGAAGAGGAGCUUGGUGAAGAAGAAAGGGGUCAGAAGCGAAAACGAGAACCUGAGGAUGAGGGAGAAGACGAUGACUAAGUGGAAUAACCUAUUUUGAAAAAUUCCUAUUGUGAUUUGACUGUUUUUACCCGUACCCCCCUAAAUCCCGCUCCCCGAAACUUAUUUUUUUCUGAUUGUAACGUUGCUGUGGGAACGAGAGGGGAAAAGUGUACUGGGGGUU
Messenger RNA from Mesoplodon densirostris (Blainville's beaked whale), 1050 nucleotides. It is a transcript of the gene ANP32A, whose product is annotated as acidic nuclear phosphoprotein 32 family member A. The transcript is spliced from 7 exons. Lineage: Eukaryota; Metazoa; Chordata; Mammalia; Artiodactyla; Ziphiidae. Gene Ontology annotation, biological process: nucleocytoplasmic transport; regulation of apoptotic process. The record is from RefSeq and is a predicted model, not a curated record. Bases 159 to 908 code for a protein of 249 amino acids. Gene Ontology annotation, molecular function: histone binding. Gene Ontology annotation, cellular component: nucleus; perinuclear region of cytoplasm.